Messenger RNA from Neohortaea acidophila, 1868 nucleotides. RefSeq lists its product as uncharacterized. The record is from RefSeq and is a predicted model, not a curated record. Gene Ontology annotation, molecular function: dioxygenase activity; zinc ion binding. Bases 186 to 1493 code for a protein of 435 amino acids. Gene Ontology annotation, cellular component: nucleus. The transcript has a single exon. Lineage: Eukaryota; Fungi; Ascomycota; Dothideomycetes; Mycosphaerellales; Teratosphaeriaceae. Gene Ontology annotation, biological process: DNA alkylation repair; DNA repair.
AUAUGUCCCGUCUUUUGCAAAGCUGAAUACCAGGUCUGGACCUCUUACGAUUAUUAGUCAUAGUGGAAGUCGCGCUUUCCUGCUGAAGUGCUCGCUCCAUCGCGUAUUGUUCCCUGCGCCUAUGACACAAACGAUGACCUGAACAUCAACAAUGACAGACGGCAGCUCAUCGACCGUCGCAGGCCAUGACGGAGCCCCCGCAGAAACGGCGCAAGACAUCGCCACCUCCCGCUCCAGCGCAGCAAACAGAUGACGAAGAGGUGCAGUCGACGGAUUUCAAGCUCGCCGUCCUGGCCUCGCUCCACCCCGAUCGGAGUCAGGAUGUCUUGUUAGACUAUCUACUCGCCUACGAUGGAGUUGUGGGAGAUGUGACCAAUGCUCUCUCGUCCACAUCAACUCAAGCCAACACCGGCCAGAAGCGAGCGAUUGGAUAUCAGUCUUCGCUCUCUGCGUUCGCCAUCGGGAACAAGGCUGCUAGCGAUGUGGCGACUGCUCCCAAGAGCUUGACGAAGAAAGGGCGAACAUUGCACCUGUAUUCUCCCGACGACGUAGAAGCUCACACCCCCUGCUCGAUCAUCCACAACUUCCUUUCGCCGGAAGACGCCGAUGUCCUGCUGCAAGAGCUGCUGGCAGAAGCGGGCACGUUUCGAAGAGACGAAUUCCAGAUGUUCGAUCGGACGGUGCAGUCGCCGCAUACCAGCAAGUUCUACGUGGACACGUGGGAAGAGCAGCAAGACCAAAAGACCGAGUACAUGUAUAAUGGAGGGGCUGUGCAAGACGUCGGUAAGACGCCUCCAGAAUUGCUGCGGGUGUCGCACAUCGUACGCAAGACCGUGAAUGCAGAGAUUCAACGGAGGAUGGAAAGGCAUGUGGACAGCAAGAAGCUCAAAUUCCAAUCGCCAGACGAGUGGAAGCCGAACGUGACGUUUGUCAAUUGCUACGCCGGCGGCAACGAAAGCGUCGGCUGGCACUCCGACCACCUCACCUAUCUCGGCCCACGAGCAGUGAUCGGAAGUCUCUCGCUCGGCGUAGCACGGGAGUUCCGCGUGCGCAAAAUCGUGCCGCAAGUCGACGACUCGUCUGCCGACGAACAGGGCCAAAUCGCCAUCCACUUACCACAUAACUCCCUCCUCGUCAUGCACGCGGAAAUGCAGGAGGAGUGGAAACACAGCAUCGCGCCGGCAAAGUCCAUCGAUCCACAUCCUGUCGCUGGAAAUCGACGACUCAACGUCACGUACCGCUGCUAUCGCGAUUACUUGCAUCCGCACCGCACGCCGCGGUGUAAGUGCGGCGUGCCGGCGGUAUUGCGAUGCGUGCAGAAGCGAGCGGUGACGAGGGGCCGGUAUAUGUGGAUGUGCCAUGCUGGCUUCUCCGUCGGACAGAAGUCUUGCGCCUACUAUGCUUGGGCGGACUUUGAUGAGGAUGGACGACCGCCUUGGGCGGAGGGGUACAAGGGGAAUGCGAAUCUGCCUGCAGUUGAGACGGCGCCGUAGUGAAUUGAUGGGAUAUAUUCAAUUUCAUUCCCUUGGCUUCCACGUUCGGGGACAGAUGGCAGAGAACAGGUGAUCCCGUCCGAUCUCACGUACUCAAGCUGCCAAUCGGAUGAAUAGUACUCAGGUGGGAGACCACUGGGGAAGUCCAUCUACUGAACGUACAUUUUUUCGGAUUUUCCCCGGCACUUCUUUUUGCUUUUCCCUGGCCUUCCUUUUUGCUCUAUCAUGGCUAUUUGUAUGUACCUUGACGUACACGUAGCGUACAGCGAGUGUACCCUCGUUUGAAAGGAUGAAACCCGAGUUUCCCCAGCCUUGCCACGGUGAAGCGGACCAGCGGCGACAUAGCCGAGCUUCUGCAUCGCACCUCAAGCAGAU